CGCACCAAGCUGCUCUGAUCCUUCACAUGCUGUGCUGGGGGCAGAGCGUUGUCACCUUCCCUUGCACAGAGCCUGCUUGUGCCACCCAGAGCCCUGCACAGGGAGCCAGCAGCCCACAGCCAGGGCUGGGAGGUGGCUGUGUCUCCUGCAUGCUGCUGUCACCGCUCAGAAGGGGCCUGGUUGGCAGGGCCCUGCCUGCCCUCAGUGCAGCUCAAGUGGCCGGGUGAUGGUGAGGGGUCCCUGCAGUUCAGUGUCUGCUUGACACUAGCAGCACUGUAAGGCCAGCGAUGGCACCAACCACCCCCAGCAGCCCGUUUCAUCCAGAGUUUGUUUGGGCUGGAUUCACCCCUGGAGCUGUUCAGCUGCUCAUGGUGGUGAUCAUUUCUCCUGCAGGCAUCAGAGGAGGGUUUGUUCUGUGGUGCUGGAGCUGUCGGUUCUGCCUGGCAGGAACGAUGUCAGACGGUUUCUCUUUAGCUGAUGCCUUGUCCACUGGCAACAACCCAAACCCCUCUGCCCCCCAGCCCCAGGGCUGGCCCUCCUGGGGGAACCAGCCACCACCUCCUGGGGGGGUCCCAGCCUACCCUGGGCCUCCAGGACCCUAUCCUGGAGGACCAGGACCCUAUCCCGGAGGACCAGGGCCAUAUCCCGGAGGACCAGCAGGACACGGACCAUAUCCAGGAGCACCCGGAGCAUUCCCUGGAGCACCAGCAGGACCAGGGCCGUACCCUGCCCCAGGACAACCUGGAUUUGGGCCCCCUCAUCCUCAGGGGGGACCGGCUCCUCCAAUGACAGUCCCCUAUGAGCUGUACCUGCAGGCAGGACUCAGCCCUCGGGUGCUCAUAACCGUCACAGGGUCCAUCAACCCCAAUCCAAACAGGUUUUCACUGGAUUUCAAGAAAGGGAAUGACAUUGCCUUCCACUUCAAUCCGCGCUUCAAUGAAGACAACAGGAAAGUCAUCGUCUGCAAUUCGAUGUUCCACAACCACUGGGGAAAGGAGGAGAGGACAGCUCCAAGGUUUCCAUUUGAAGCUGGAAAGCCCUUCAAGCUCCAGAUCCUUUGUGAGGCAGAUCACUUCAAGGUAGCGGUCAACGAUGCUCACUUGCUGCAGUACAGCUACCGUGAGAAGAGGCUGAACGAGAUCAACAAACUCUGCAUUGCUGGAGACAUCACUCUCACCAGCGUCACACCAACCAUGAUAUAACCAUGGUGGUACAGUUUUAAUGCAAACUUGAUGAUUUUAAUAUGGCUGUAACCAAAAGCGCCUUCUUACAUGAAUACUUUGAGGUAAUAAAACAUACUUUCACAAGUAAAA
Messenger RNA from Neopsephotus bourkii (Bourke's parrot), 1313 nucleotides. It is a transcript of the gene LGALS3, whose product is annotated as galectin 3. The record is from RefSeq and is a predicted model, not a curated record. Gene Ontology annotation, biological process: positive regulation of calcium ion import; negative regulation of endocytosis; monocyte chemotaxis. Gene Ontology annotation, cellular component: nucleus; immunological synapse. Gene Ontology annotation, molecular function: laminin binding; IgE binding; carbohydrate binding. The transcript has 6 exons. Bases 288 to 1202 code for a protein of 304 amino acids. Lineage: Eukaryota; Metazoa; Chordata; Aves; Psittaciformes; Psittacidae.